UCCACUAUUAACAACAACAAACGAACAUGCUCCUCUGAAACCAAACCUUUGCUUUAGGUUUAAUUGAACAUAUUGGUACAUUAUGCAGACACAUAAAUACAAUGUGAUAUCACACAAUAUAAAAUACAAAUAAAAUAUAAGAUCAGCCUAACUACAUGGACAGAUGUCUGGUGUCUUGCAGUAUUUCUUAAACUUAGAGAAAAUUAUCCUUUAUUGUUUAUUCAUAAAGAUCAUGAGCCCACCCUGGACCAGGAGGACCCAGUCCUUGUUCAGCCAACUUAUUACCUUACCCAUGCUGGGAGGAUGCUGGUGAGAGAGCUGGCAGUGUUAAACACACAGAUUUUCACGAUGGAGCAGCCUAUUUUCAUCUGUUUCACUCCAGCUAGGAGGAUGGUAUGGGAGGAACUGUCUUCUCAAAAUGAACAGUAUGUGGAUGAGGAGGUUGGGCAGUGGCCCUGUCUGGCUUUAAUCCCUUGGUCUGGACCCUUGUAUGUUCCUGUCUCUCCCAAACCAGUCUACUAUCUCACCCGUGCUGGGAGAAUUCUGGUGAGAGAGCUGGCAGUGUUAAACACACAGACUUCCAAAUUGGUUACUGAGGAGCCUACCUUUCACCUCACUGAAGCGGGGAGGCUAGUGCUUGACGAACUGUCAGCACCUUUAGAUAGCCAUUCACAGCCAAAUAGUGAAGACUCUCGUUUUCCCUAUGAGAAGUUGCAGCUGGUUGGGAACUGGGGUUCGUUUCAUUUCCAUUACUGGAAGAUCCAUUAUAGACGAGUGCAGCAAAAUGAAGAGGACUUGCAUCACCUGUGCAUUGUGAGGGGAGUGGAGAAACAGCUGUGGUGGAGCAGAGUCAUUCAGGAAAAAAUCCUGGAUCCAUGGGGUCUUGUCCAGGUGGUCCUCACCAACAAGGAGCUGACUGGUAUUAAGUUCCUUGGUAGAAGGAUCUAUGGACUCAGGUCCUGCCUUGUCAAGAUGAGGUCUGAGUUCACCUAUUAUGAGGAUGCCCAGCAGGUGGAUAUCUCCCACCACAGUGGAGGGGUUCCAGGAGAGGGGGAUGAGAUGACGUCGUAUCAGUUCUCCACCUCUGACAUCAUCACCACCCCUCAUGAACCGUUCUCUGUCCCCCCUCCACCUUACCACUCCACCCAGGACCAGGACCAGACCCCUGACAGCACUCCUCACGAGUUUGUGGAGGAGCAAAAUAAUGUUGCAGAUGUGCCCCAGCUGUGGAGUUACUUUGGAAACCAAGGGACAACCAACUUCUCUCUGAGGCUGGCCGGUAUCCGACAUGCUAUGGAGGCUCUGACAUCCUCAGACAGUACCUCCCUUAAUUACCUCACCCACGCUGGGAGGAUGGUGUUGAGCGGAUUGUCCGAGCUCAACCAGCAGGAUGUGAGGCAGUUUCAGCAGGCCUACGACCUCCUGGUGAACUUCAUUAAUGAGCCAGCAAACAGGGAGCGACUAGAGCAAGAGAUGGCUCUUGUAGGAGUAGGUUUACAUGCAAGUUUGAGCGUUAGCUGUAGGCACAGUCUGCUCAUCCAACAUCUACUCAAUGAGACUUUCUAAAGUGCUUGUCAAUGAAGAUUAUGUAAUUAGCGUAUUUGUUUGACUUCAG
This is a messenger RNA of Coregonus clupeaformis (lake whitefish), 1615 nucleotides long. RefSeq lists its product as uncharacterized. Gene Ontology annotation, biological process: mitochondrial fusion. The coding region runs from base 304 to 1566 and encodes 420 amino acids. The record is from RefSeq and is a predicted model, not a curated record. NCBI's taxonomy places the organism in Eukaryota, Metazoa, Chordata, Actinopteri, Salmoniformes, Salmonidae. The transcript has 16 exons.